CUAGUCUGGAAACUAAAGAAGGAGUAAUAUCUGUCCCUGCUAAUGGAUUGUAGUCAGAUACUGCCUGGAGCCGUUAAUCUGGGCCCGUGCUCAGCUGCUACCGGAUAUUUAAAUGAACUACCUUUCAUUUGUUAUGCUUCUGGGUCUAAUCUUAUUUUGCUUGAUGGUCGUCUAAAACAUGUACAGACUAUUCUUGGAUCUGAUUUCGGAUUCAGUCACAGUUCAGUUACAUGCAUGCAUGUUGCCGAAUCCAAUGGACAGGUUGCAGCUGCUUGGGAUUGUGAUGUACUUAUUUUUGUGCCAGAAAAAUCCGAUCAAGCAAUAGCUACUGGAGAAUUUGGUUGGUCAUGGAAGUUGUCCUACUCUCACUCAUUUUCAACUAAAGUAUUGAGCCUCAGUUUUAACCAAGAUGGCAGUCAGUUGUUAGUUGGCGGUAAUUUCAUAUCAUUAUGGACCUCAACAAGAAAGCAAGACUCACCACCAACACCAAGAGGAGGAGGAGGAGAAGGUACCCCUAGCCCAACCAAACAAAGAGGGAUAGGAUCACCAGUUGAUGAAGGAGACGGUAGAGGACAUAUUGAUGCUAGUGCUACUUGGAAUGAGUCAUGGACUGUUACUGUAGCUUCGCCUAUCAUUCAUCUUAAGUUUUCACCUGAUGGAAGCUUAUUUGCCAGCGCAUCAUUAAAUGAUCGACUGGUAAAGAUAUGGUACAAAUUGCAGCCAAGAAGAAGUCAGUCACUUUCUUUUUCUUCUUCUUCUUCUUCUUAUGAUUAUUAUUAUUAUUAUUAUUAUUCGAUAGAUAAAGUGUUGAUAUAUACACGUGAGAGGUCAUUAACUGAUCCCCAUGUAUCAUCAAAGGAGUACAGCUUCACGUAUAUAGCACACCCAAGAGCAAUCACUGGGUUUGUGUGGAGGAAGACCAGUAUCUACAUGAAACAGAGUUCAGUAUCUAACGUCCUCCUCACUCGUUGCAAGGACAAUAUCUGCCGUCUAUGGAGUCAGACUCUACCAAAAGAAAAGGCUCCACAGUCGAACCUCCUCCGUUUCUUCCUGGCUGCCUCCAUUGACCCGGUAGCCGAUAUACCGUUCCGUUCCACCAUGCCAGUGGAAGAUGCCGACUUCAUCGUCCACUGGCUGAACAAUAAGGAGAUGACGUACUCUAGCAAGGCCCAUCACAUACAGCAGUCGGCACAGAUGGUCAGUAGAAAUCAGUCAAUGACUAGCUUAGCCUCUAGUCCUAACGAGGAGAUGCUUGCUAGUUGGGUCUGUGUCGAAGAGAAGACCACUGAUACUGAGACUGAUGAUGAUCAAGCGGCUUCUAAAUAUCAGAGUUUUACUCUCGGGGAGUAUUUAGGGGUCCCGGGGGGAGGAGGAGGGGGUCGUACCCCCGUCUUGCUUGAGGAUGUUCCUGAGUUGAGCAAGAAGCAUGAGAACCAGUUAAUGGAUGAGUGGGUGAACUCGCCUGAUCUGUUGGUGUGCAUACAUCCAAACAAUGGGUCACUAAUGGUAUGGACUGUAGAAGGACUGGACUCACCUCGCUUCUCUACAAGAUUAGUUCACAUUAGUUUCAGCUCCUGUCUCCCUCAUGUCUUCCCUCCUCACUUGGCUCAGACAUUGCACCAAGAGCUCCAGCAAUAUCUCCUUAAAGAGCCGGAGCCGAUCGGUCUCCUCUCCGCCCCUCUCUCUCCCACCACAGGCACCAUAUCCCCCGACCAAUUCUCUACUACCAAUGCGUCAGAACUCAGUCUACCCGUACCACAGAUCCGAUUACCCUCGGGUCAAAAGGUCGUCGAUAUCCCGGAGAGUGCUAAAACAUUUCGACCGGAAUCCUCUCUUAUUCUCCUCUCUACUCAUCGCAACGGUAAUGUCAAUGCCUGGUCAGUGGAGCUGACAGUGCAGGCUAACUACUGUACCUCAAUAUCAGGUCUUAUUCACUGUGGGCAGACUGGGGGCCACUCUCAAAAUGUCAGUGCUGUCUACCGUCAUCCGUGGCUACCAGUCCUACUAACAGUCGCUGCUAGUCAGAAUACCUCAGAGAGAGGAGAAGAAGAGACUAACGAGCUAAUAAUAUGGAAUACUAAUCCAGCCGGUCCUCUUGAUCACAAGGCACAGAUUAAUGAGCUCUCUAAGGUCCUGUCGACUGAUCCUAACUCGUUCACGCUAGUUUCGUGGGUACCUCCCAUUUCUCUUCCCAGUAGCAGCGUGGGGGCUCUCUCUCGUUGUCCUUCUUUUGGUCUCUUUGUUACGAAUGUUGGGAACGAGCUCUGCCUAUUUCAGACGUCCCUAUAUCCCAUAAUAUUAGCUAAUAGUAGCCACACCCUUUACCACACCUCCUUCCCUCUCUAUGAUUCUUCUAAUAAGAUGAUUUCUUUAACGUCUCAUUCCGGUAACGAGGGAAUGUCUUUCAUCAGUCUCAUUGAUCCUGAUCUUGAUCGAUAUCAAGAGAUCGUCUCUUUACACGCUUUCCGUACCAAAUCAGCAAUCAUUGAUGCUAAAGCACAGGAUAAUGCGACCGAACACGAUCCCGAAUCAAGUGAAAUCAAAUCUCAUGAUUUCUCAAACGAAGUGUUAGUUGUUCUGAUUGAGAAUCAGAAGGGACCCUCCUCCCCCGAGCUGAUUACUAGCCUUAUUCAUGUUUGGAGGAUCGUCCUCAAAGAAAGGAAGUUCUCUAGCACUCAAAAACCUUCCAGUAGUUCCUAUGAUCCGUGGUACCAGACACUCCCUCGGUCUAGCACACUCUGUCAAGCACAAGUUACCAAAGUGUUGUCAGGAGUUCCUUUUCCCUUAGGAGGAGGAGACGGAGUGUCUCAUAUCAUCAGGUCCAGGGCUGCUUCUGAUGUUGCUAGUUCACUGCAGCUCCAAUUGCCUUCUCUCUCUUCUCCUUUUCUGUUUCUCACCGUCUCCUCUAGCAGUGAUCUCAAUUGCUGGCAGUUUAAAGUAUCACUGAAUGAUACUAGUGACAGACCUGAUGAGCAGUCUUUCACUGUCCAGCUGUAUGAUGUCUUUGGAGCCGACUCCCCCGGGAAGCUAUGCUGCUCUACCCAUUCAACAUUUGAAGACUUCUCCCUCUCCAGUCCACUUCCUCUUUCCCUCUCCUGUGCUUAUCCAGGUCGGUUUGCAAUGGCUCAUUACCUGGCUGAACAGCCUCUCUCCCUAACCAGUGAGACUUACAAUCCUCUCACUCAACACGUAUUAGUGUCAAUAUGGGAGUGUGAGUCCAGUGGGGGGCUACAGUGGAACUGUGAGUCACAGCUCCCCCUUCACGGUAUCUUCUCGGCCCCGCCUACUUUUUCUCCAGGGAGUAGAGUGAGGACACGCCCAGAAGUGGUCAACCUUGAUUGGCUCCCGAUGGAAAAUGGUUCCUAUCUGCUAGCGACUUGUUUUAGCUCUAUCAUUACCAUAUUUGGCAUGUCGCUAACUAAGCCUCAUCAGGAAUUAAAGCCCUCACUGAUUCCAUUCCUAUCCAGUGGUAAAGAGACUGAGAUAACUAUCCACGAGAAGACUUGUUCCUCGUGGAUCUCCCUCUUGCAAUUUUCUCUCUCUUCUUCUCUCCUGCCCCAGUGGAUGGCCUACACCGGUAGCAAUAGCAUCCUAAUUGGUAUCGGAUCCGGUAUUGAAAUAUAUACUUGUUGGAUUAAGUCCGAUAAUGUGGGUGUGGCCUCAUCAGACGGGCGUGGCUUGAGUACAACCGGAAUGAGAGUACUUCGUGAAGGUACUUUGGAACCAGGUGUCUCUGACGGUGAAGUUAGUCUAUUGGAUUAUGCUCAUUCAGAGAAUAGUCCAUUGCCACAGUAUCAUCCACAGAUACUGAGUGAUUUAAUGACCUCGGGUAAACUAGACGCAGUCAAACUGAUACUUAUUAAUCUAGUGAAGCACCUCCUCCUUUACCAAAGGAUAGAGAAGAAAGAGAGAACGGGCUAUUUUGAGGAAGAGGAGGAGGAGGAAAGGGAGAACACUGACUCAAGAGGUAGGCUGUUGUCUGUCGUUGAUGGUAAAAUGAGGCGGAGUCGAAAGGCACGUGUGAUGGUUGCCGCAGAAACCAUUGCCCCACUGUCCCUGUCCCAGUUGAAGAUAUUUGCUUCUACGGAUUUAAUGAGCGAGUCUAAAGUGGGCGUGGCUGACGACGACGAUGAGGUGGGCGGAGACAACGGUAUUAACGAGGACGAUGAUUAUGAUGCUCUCUUCUCUCAUGAUAUAGCGCUUGAUUAUGAUUCGGAAUUCACGUUGAGUGAUUCCGCUAGCGCUCACAUGGAAUAUGAUAAGAUUGAUAUCGCUAGCACAGAGUUCACACAAGAACUAGCGGAUAAACUAGCCUCCAUACUACAAUACACGUCCCUACCCGAUAUCAGUGAUUUGGAUCAAGUUAGGCUGAUUGCAAUUGCUGAUACUGUUGCUACUACUAAAGGAGGGUGUCUUAGUGCUGGGUCUGAAGAUCUUAUUGGCGGUGCUGAUUUAGGUACUACAGCUGGAGCCGGUUACGCAUCUGUAGGAGGAGUCAGUGGAGGGAUUGGAGGGGAUAGUAUGGACGAUUGCGGAAUGAGAUACCUGCUAGCUUUACAGAAUUACCUCACUCUCUCACAUACUUUACCCAAAGGCCUGGCGCCGCUUGAGUUAUCGACCUGUGACCUUAUAUGGGCGUUUCAUUCAGACGCUGAGCUAGAGCUAUUGUCUAAUGUACCCUGCGUGAGAGAGAAUAGAUUGAACUGGCCUGAACUGAUGAGUGCUGGUGUUAGUGUCUGGGUGCGCAGUAAUGACACUCUUAGGAAACUCGCUGAAAAGUUGGCUAAGGCUCAGUUCAUGUCUAGACAAGAUCCACUGGAUGCCAGCCUGUUGUAUCUAGCAAUGAAGAAGCAAUCACUCAUCAAAGGAUUAUACAGAACUGUGAGUGAUGAACGAAUGAGGUCCUUCUUCUCAAAUGAUUUCACUCAGGAUCGCUGGAGAAGAGCUGCACUUAAGAAUGCGUUUGCCCUCCUCUCUAAGCAACGGUUUGACCAUGCAGCUGCCUUCUUCCUACUAGCCGGUAAACUAUGGGACGCCAUUGAUGUGUGUGUUAACAGACUACAUGAUAUUAAACUGGCAAUAAUGAUAGCAAGAUUGUACGAAGGAGAGAACGGAUCCUGUUACCAUAGACUACUCAAGGAACACAUACUGGGGGAAACCACUCCAGAUACAAAUACAUCAGUAGAAAUGUCACCGGAUCCAUUCCUAAGGAGCAUUGCCUACUGGCUGUUGCAGGAUUUCUCCUCAUCACUUGAGACACUACUUACCAACACCUCCUCUCAGACAAGACUAGAACCAGCCAUUUUCAAUUUCUAUUUUUAUCUUCGCUCUCAUCCUCUGCUCCUACGAUCAAGAUACCCUCUAUCUAACACCUCUGGGACUCAAACAACCUCAAAAUCUUCACUCCGUAAAAAACCCUCACUAACCGGAGUCGGAGAUGAUCCCCUAACAGCUGCUGAGAGAAACCUUGUCUUCAGUACUGCUUAUCAUCAUUUAAGUAAUGGAUCACCAUUACUAUCUCUUAUAGUUCUUAAUAAAUUACCGAAAGGGUCUGAUUUAGGACUCCAUGAUAAUAAAGCACGCUUUGCUAAGAGUGACACAGGUAGUCUAACCCCCACUGGCGGCACUAGUGCUGUUCUUGAUGAAUCUGUUUUUAGUAGCACAACCAUUGGUCAUAAUGUGUCUAUAGCCUCUGGUUUAUUAGGAGGGGAAGGGGGUGGAGCCGGUGAUGACGAAGUUGAUUGGUCUCAGCCUGUUUCUCUUCAAAAGAAGGCAGAGGAAGACGACGAUUUUGAUUGGUCGCGUCCGGUUGCGAGUCAGACUGCUCCGGCAGACGAUGAUUUUGAUUGGUCAAAACCGGUCUCCGCCCAAGCCGAGGAAGAGGAAGAAUUUGAUUGGUCGAAACCGGCCAUGUCACAACACAGGUUUUCUCUACUUGAUGACAUUGAACUCACUAAAGAGUUUAAAGCAGAAGAAAUAAAAGAGGAGGAGGAGGAGGAAGAGGAAGAGGAAGGUGUGGCAGGGGGAGGAGCUAGUAAUGUGAUAUCAUGUCAAGGCUUGUUUAUAUUGAGUUUAGCCGAACAGCUCCAGUAUAACGCACUACUGAGUAUACUAACAGAGGAACUUAAGACAAUACACAUACCAGCCUGCUGUAACCACCUCUGGAAGACGAGAGGGAAAGAAGCACUGCCUUUGUUACCGCUAGGCUGCCAGGCUUCAAGACGUGGACAGAGUAUGGUUGAAUGGUUUGAAGAGGAGCCACUGGAGAGGGUCCUGUCGACGCUACAGGGACGACUGGUUAACUGGUUGAGGAGCGAGAGCAUGAUAGUGAGUGAAGUGUGUGGACUAGAGAUAGGAGCUGGUAGCAGUAGCGUUGCUGAUUCUAAAUCAGCCGCUCACGCUGGCUAUGAUUUACUAACAACGCUAAUGAAUUAUGUAUCGUUGCACUCCAGCACUCUACCACACCUCCUCUCGGUCCAAACUGAGCUAAUGCACCUCAUGAAUACGCUCCUACCAUGGAGUACUGGCCUAUCACACGAACUUGAAGACACAGACCUUGAGUUGGGUCAGAUUCCAAGUUGUGCUAUCAACCCAGCUCAGUUACCUCUACUGACCUCUUGCUCUCUACCUUCAAAGCAUCCUCUUAAUCUAGCCCUUCAUAUACGGCUCCUCUCUGCUAGCGUGUUUGGUAGUCUAUCGCUACACUCAACCCCUCCCAUAUCCUCUAACCCUCUCCCUAACCUCGAUCAUAUAUUUGAAUUGUGUUGCUCUCUCUCCCACUGUCUCUAUCUCUGCUUAAACCCAAUGAGGCUCCAACAGGACAAACAAUCCGAGUCUCUUCAUAGCCCGGGGACUCCAAAGACUCGCAAGCGUCUAAACAGCGGAGGGAUCCUCCUAGACGUCUUCUUAAAUCUAGACAAGCCAAAUACUAAACCAUCAAGGUGGCCCGGACUAGAUGAAUGGCCGUCCUCUCUACUCUCAGAUGAUGGCAAAGAAGCAUCUCCAUUGUGUUUGGUGCUAAUGGAAGCACUUACUGUAGUUUAUACAGGUCUGCUCUCCGUUGCAUGGUCCAAUCAUUCGAUAUAUGAUAUAUUAGUCCUUGCGGCUAACGUCCCCACACAGGCCAAAUGGGCGGAGUUAUUUGGGGGAGGGGUCUUGACGAAAAUACCCGAUCAGAAGAAGACUGCUUCUUUUGUGCGUAAAGUGGCAUCAAUGAAGAAUUUACUGAGACAGGCAGGCAGAGGAGGGGGCCAUGAAGCUAUUGGUCUUUUUGUAGCGCCUAAGAAAUCCUUACUCUUCCAUUGUCUUACAAAGCCUGAUGUGCCUACAUCGUCUGCUUUUCACUUUGAGAAGGAGCCAGUGGCUGAGCAUGAAGACUCAAGUGAUGAGGAGGGAGAUGAUGAUGUAUAUGAUGGAGGUCUGUCAUCAGAAGGUGAUGGAGCAGAGGAACAGGAUGCUUGUAAUCCGAUUGAUCCUAAUUGCUACAGCUGGUGCGUUAUGAACCUGGGUAUAGUCCAAAUGCUACAGCGUGUUCUACGUAACACUAUAACAUUGACAGGGAUGGAAAUAUUAGAGUUCAUAACGGCCUCACCAGUGCUGUACAGACUAUUGAGUUUACUUGAUGACUGGGAGUCAUUCUUCAUCAGGAAGCUGGACACUCACUCCACUCCAUCUCUCAACCUCUUCCUACCGACUGAAAACAACCAAGAAACGAGAUAUGGACCAGCUCUCACAAGACACAAGUUGAUACUGGAGCCAGAACACUCACCUUUUAGGAAAGAUGACAGGAACUCUAAACUGGCUAGAAGGCUGUGGUGUUAUUUGGUACAUCAGGAACCUAUACGAGAUACUUUUAUCAGAUACAUAUUUUAUAAAAAGCGCAUUGGUUCAGCCACUCCUGAUGAGCCACCUGUUCAAAGAAUACUUUACCGCCAACCAGACAGCCCAGUGUCAUGUCUGUGCAUCAGCUCUUCAAAUGCUAGUGUGUUUGCGCUAGCUACAUCUAAGGAAGUGCUUGAAGUUGAGGUUCCUGAUAUUGAGUCUCUGGAUAUCAUGAUGGACGUUGAUGAUAAUAACACUGAUAGUCCUCAAAGUAGAAAGAGACCUGAAAAAUCUGAGGAUUUCAUUAUGAUACCAUCUGGUCCUUCAAGUUUCAUGCGUCGUGUUGGUAACUACACUCCUGGUCACGUGACCUACUCACAGUCUGGAUGCACCUCUAGCAUUUUGUUAAGGAGGAGUGUUCCUUUAGUAAAAAAGAUGUCAGCUCAUCCUACAUUAGCUUAUUAUUUGACUGGUGGUGCCGACGGAGCUGUUAAAAUGUUUGAGUUUGGUACUCCAAAGCCAGUAUCAGUCCUUAGGGCAGCCGGAUCUGGUCCAGGUAUAACACAAAUUAGGUUCACUCGACAAGGAAACAAAUAUGGUAUAACUGAUGCUAAUGGUAAGCUAUCACUAUGGCAAGGUAUUCAAGGAAAUAACAAGCAUCCUUACCAGACCCUUCACCCAGCUAAUACUCAUCAAACUAUUGCUGAUUUUGCUUUCCUUGGUUCUUCUAGUCUGAUAGCAACGUGUGGGGAAUCACCUAAUCACAAAAACAUGUGCAUUUGGGACACUAUGAUGCCUUCAAGAAGUAACAUAGUUCAUGAGUGGGUCUGUCAUGAGGGAGGGGCUUCAGCUAUUGUUUUCUCAAGGAAAAAACAAACGUUGAUAUCUGGAGGAAAGCGUGGAGAGAUUUGUAUAUAUGAUGUCAGAUCGAAGGCAGUUGUGUCUAAACCAGUAGUCCACUCGGCGGCAGUGUCUUGUAUUGUCAUCAAUGAUAGCGAUGGAUAUUUUAUAACUGGCUCAGCUGAUGGUGAAAUUAAAGUCUGGGAUCUAUCAACUGUGGCUGAGCUCACUUCUAUACAAGGGAAGCAUACUAGAGCAAGGUUGUUCAGAGCUGAUGAAGGCGUUAUGGACAUGAUGGUUGAUUCCAGUGGUUGCCUUUAUUCUUGUGGAGCUGAUGGUACUGUUAAAGUACACUCGUUGGAUCUACCAUCUAUAUAAUAGGCCUCAGUAAUAGCUAGCUGCAUUUGAAAUUUGCAUGCACACACUUUUAUAGCUUGAAUUUUGAAUGAUUAAUUGUAUAUAACAAUUAUUAUAAUAGUCUAUUAUAAUUAUAUUCUUUCGCUCUAAAGAUCUUUUCAUUUUAUUGCAAGUUGAAAGUAUUUUGGGCCACGUGUCAGUCAUUCUAAA
Messenger RNA from Amphimedon queenslandica, 9228 nucleotides. Its product is annotated as dmX-like protein 2. Gene Ontology annotation, biological process: vacuolar acidification. Gene Ontology annotation, molecular function: protein binding. The transcript has 24 exons. The coding region runs from base 43 to 9039 and encodes 2998 amino acids. The record is from RefSeq and is a predicted model, not a curated record. Gene Ontology annotation, cellular component: RAVE complex. Lineage: Eukaryota; Metazoa; Porifera; Demospongiae; Haplosclerida; Niphatidae.